Molecule: messenger RNA, 828 nt
Organism: Nerophis lumbriciformis (worm pipefish)
Lineage: Eukaryota; Metazoa; Chordata; Actinopteri; Syngnathiformes; Syngnathidae
Source: RefSeq, a predicted model, not a curated record
CACAGCACAAUGACCAAAAAGAAAGGCAAUCCAGGGACAAAGGUGACGCUCCAGGAUGCCAAGAAGGCCAUACGGAUGAAACCCGACGGCUGGCGCCGACUCACGCUUAGCAACAUGGGCAUUACCAUUUUCCCCCAGUGUAUCUUCAAACUGACUAAUAUGGAUGAGUUGGAUCUCAGCCGCAACCAGAUACAAAAAAUCCCGGACAACAUUGGAAAGUUGUCGUCGCUCAGGUGGCUGGACCUCCACAGCAACAACCUGGAAUCGGUGCCCGAGUCCAUCGGUAAACUAGUGGGCUUGACACAUCUCAACCUCUGUAACAAUCGUCUCACCUCGUCAGGCUUGCCCUCUACGCUUGCUUCACUUACCAACCUGACGAGUCUAAAUCUCGGGUUGAACAAACUGGAAUCUCUGCUUCCCACAAUGGUUCCUAGGGAUAACCUCAAAGAGUUAGGCUUGUUUGACAACCUCUUUACUAGCCUUCCAGACUUUGUGAUAUCUCUCUGCGAUCUGACAAGGGUAAACGUCAAACGAAACCCAUUAAAACUCCUAAAGACGUCAGACGAGGAAGAUGGUGUGUUCCUCGUCCACAAGAAAAGGUUAUGUUGUAGGUGCCGUAAAAUAGGUAAAGACCCGGCAGGAAGGCAUGCGAGAGGAGACUGUGUGACAGAGAAGUUUGAGGAAGAAAGGUCUUAUUCAGGACUGAUAACCCCGAACUCGGUGGCUGCUCUCAAUCAGGAUGUUUGGAGAGUUAAGAAGAUAGAACACUAUCAGUCGUUUGAAGGCGGUAUGAUACGUUUUGAUGUAUCCCACAUGGAACAAGACUGA